UAGUUGCCCGCGCGUUACCGAGCCGAGUGCACCCGAGAAGAAGUUUCGUCUCUGGUUCUCUGUGUCUUUUCCCCCCCCCCGACCCUCUGUGCGCGCGUGUGUGUGUGAUAUAGAAAUCGUCUUACCGCCCUAGAAUAGAGAGAGAGAGAGAGAGAAGUCAGAACGAUAAAAGGAGGAUAACCGAGCUUCCGGAAAAAAAAAUUACGGCAGCGACGCGAUAAAUUAAUCAACGCCGAGGACAAAGGUAGGAGGAGUUUUAAUUAAAGAUGGGUGCGCGACAGAGCAAAAGGUCCGUGGACAUCACGACGACGCCUAAGAAGGACGGUAUUCCGGCCGAGGGAAGCGUCGCGGGGGAUGCGGCGGCGCCUGGCGAUGGUAAAUUAGAGAGGAUCGAGGAAUCCGACGGAAAGCCGACCACCAACGGCACGGCGCCUCAUUCCGACGCUGUAGUCGACGAUAAGGAGAAGGAGAAGGAGAAGGAGAAGGAGAAGGAACAGGACAAAGAUAAGGAAAACGACAAGGACAAGGACAAGGAUGAGGACACCGAAAAGGAGGAAGUCAAGGUCGAAGAUACGAGACAGGAAUCAUCCAACACAGAUACUCCGGCGGUAGCCGAAGAGGCCACGACGCCCACUGAUGGCAAUACAACACCGAUCAGUCCAGAAUCCGCCACAUCUCCCGACAGCAAGGAUGCCAAGAAGAAGGACAAGAAGAAGAAGUGGUCCUUGAGGUCGCUCAGCUUCGGCAAGAAGGACAGGAGCAAGACUGCACGCGAAGACGCCCCAAAGAACGGUGAUGUCACCAAAGAAGAACCACUUGCCGAGGGUGGCGAAGAAGCAGAGGUCGCAGCGCCAGUUGAGGAGAGUCCCGCCGAAGAGAAGACUGAAGUCAGCAGCCCAACAGUAGAAUCAACACCGGCGGUGGCACCUGCACCUGUCAAGGAGGAAGAAAAGGCUGCCCCUGCCUCUCCUACCCCCGUUGAAGAAAAGAAAGAGGAACCCACUCCUGCCCCCACUCCCGUCCCUGUCGAGGAAAAGAAAGAGGAAAUUGAAAAAGUCGAGCCUGUGGUGGUCGCUGAUAAAGUUGAGGUCAGUCCAGUGCAGGCCAUACCUGUGAAAAUUGCCGAGCCUGAAGCGCCUGCUGAAAACCCAGCUGAAGUUAGCGCAACAGAAAGUGUGACUGAAGCUCCGGCUAGUCCUGCUCCACCAGUACCAGCAGAGCUGCCAGUGCUUCCGCCAUCGGAGCCCGCUCUCACCGAAGAUGUAGCCUCUGUGACCAAGGCUAUUGAGGACUUUGAAAUCAGCGACAAAGCAGUAGCGGCUGCAGUCAAUGAAGCCAUCGAGAGCAACAACGCAAACGAAAUUGUCAAUGAUUCACUCCACCAGAAGGUCAUCACGGAAUAAGCAGCGUUAAACCGAAUUGUAUUUGGGAAGAAGAAAGUUUUUUUUUCUCGUUAAAACCAAAAAAGUAUAUUAUAUAUAUAUACAUACACACAUAUAUAUAUAUGUAUACAUAUAUUUGGACCAUUCCUGCAACUAAACAGAAAAUAACGUUCUUUUAUUACGAGCAGCAGAAAGAAAAGCGCGAUUGUUAAAUGAAACAUUGUGAGAGCAUACAGACUUUAUAGUAGACCCAUUAAUUAUUAACUGUUUGAUAGGAAAAAAUCUUUGGAAAAACACAAGUGGAAAAUGGAUAAAUAAUUUAGUAAUUGGAAAGAAAGUAGUAAUCUAAUUAAUUGGUUUUCAUAAAUGAAAAAAAAUAUAUAUCAGUCACCGAAAUUCGCGCUCGAGCGAUAUACACUUCUUCAUAAAAUAAGUGGAUGAACGAGAUAGAUGAUGGCGUUUUAUCUUUGGGCAGUGCCCAUCGCAGGUGACAAUUUUCCUGCCAUGUAGAAAUUUUAAAGUGUCAUUAAUUAUUAAUUAAGCCCAAGAAAAUAUUGAAAGAAUUUGAAAGGCCUACUGUGCGUUCUAAGUGAAUUGGAGUGAGAUAGAUGGAACUCUAUCUUGGGUACUCCGAGGGAAAUACUCAAAGGGUAACACCCUAUCGACUCAGCACAAUGCACCACGUGGAAAAGGAAAGACGAAAGAAAACUCAAGAAAAAACUACAAUACCACAACCACCAUUAACCACAACGCAACACAGCGUAGCAUGAAUAUGAAAGUUAGUUUCACAUCGGAAACCGUGCAUAAGUUUAAUUAUUUUCCUCGUAUUUUUGUUUGUCGGUUUUUUUUUUUUUUAAACUACAAUGUUUUUGUAUUUAUACUAUUUGAGAUGUUUUAAGUUGUAAUAAAGAGCUGCACACACGUACACACACAUAAACAUGCACACUCACGCAUAACUUACAUACGGAAAACGAGAAUAACACGGUACAUAAAUGGAGUAAAUAUACAGUAAGAUUGAGCAAUGUAAGUGAUAUAUAAUCUAAAAAAAAAAAAGAGCCAAGUGUGUCUCGGGAUGCUAAUUAUAUCCGUAUAAAAUACUUGCAAAACCUAUCCUAAUUUCUAUAAUAAUUAUUAAAAGAAUAUUGCCUAAUUACAAUUACGAUGCCCCGCACAACCACUCAAUUAUCCCUGAAACACCUUUUACAAAUUUUUCAUACGAUAUUUCUACGUUUAUACGAAUCUCCGGAGGUUGAAGUAAAACUUACUAAUUAAUUAAUUAUGAAAGAUUUUAUUAAGCUCGUAGCGUAGAGAGUAUAAACCUAAAUGAAAUAAAACGAAAAAAAAAAAAAACUUGAGAAAAAGAAUCCAUAUGUACGCCCCAAAAUCAGAAUUAUUAUUCUAAGUGUUAGAGAAGCGUGUGGCCAUUGCUCUUGAUCGACAUUGGUUUUAAAAGAUAUACCUAUUGAUAAGCAAGAAGGAAGUAAAAUUAAAAAUUGUAUAGUAAACCCCUACUCUUAUGGAUUUUAAUUAUUAUCUGUAAUAAUGGUUACAAACUUACAACGAAAUUGAAUGUUCUUUCGAAAUAAGAUUUGACGAUAAACCAACAAAUCUUUCUAUUUAAAUUCUUUCGAUGCGACUGAUCUGCACCAAUCAAUUAUAUUAAAUCGUAAAUCUAAAACGUCCCUGAAUCAUAAUCCCUCGGUAUUUUAUGUUGCGUUGAAGACGAUAUAUUUUAACGUGGAGUUUCAUUCGUGGACGUUUUGGAAAAUCGAAAUUCAGUUUUCAGUGUCUGAUCCGCAGUUAUAAUAAUAACUAAACUAUUCAACAUUUAUCUAUAACAAACCUAUAAUAAACUGUGAAAUAAGUGUA
Molecule: messenger RNA, 3251 nt
Organism: Neodiprion fabricii
Lineage: Eukaryota; Metazoa; Arthropoda; Insecta; Hymenoptera; Diprionidae
Product: A-kinase anchor protein 200-like
Exons: 8
Coding region: 267-1403 (378 amino acids)
Source: RefSeq, a predicted model, not a curated record